GGCAAAUUCCUCUGCUACAGGUGCGGAAAGGAGGGGCACAUGGCGAGGGACUGUGAGGAACAGAUGUCACAGAAAAAAGAAGGGGGACAAAAGGGACAGUACAAAGACGAAAGACAUGGCCCCCCCCCUUCACAUAACCUACAUAGUUAUGACAACUGACUAGACGUAGAAAAGGAAGAAGAGGACGUCCACACACAUCACAUUGACCUUUCUGAAGUAUUACUGAAUCUGUCAGACAACAGUAUUAAACCUACCAGAACAAUCGAAAUCAAUGGGGAAAAAUUAGAAUUUUUAUGUGACAGCGGUGCAGACUCAUCAGUAGUGAACAAAGAGGUCCAAAGAAUGUGGCCACCAACUGGCACUAUGUUUGUAAAAUCAGCAAAUGGACACAUAAAUCAGAGGUCGAUUUCAAAGCCACUUUUUAUGGAAGAUAGAAGGUCAGGCCUCCAGGCAUCCCUCAAAUUUGUGUUCAUCUCAAACUGCCCUGUCAAUUUGCUAGGGAGAGACGGCAUGGAAAUGUUAAAAAUCAGUGUAGUACCAGUCAAAGGGGGAAUGCGAGCAGUAGGGCCCGGAGAAAAGGUGGAAGACCAGGUCUUCCUUCAAAAAUCCAUAAACACCCCCAACUACUACUGGUCACUAGACAUGCCACAACCUGACGUGACAAACACAGGUGAACACCUGUUAACACUAUUCACCCCACAACAUGGCCAAGAAGUAAUGAAACCUGACGCAUUGCACGUUACACUAAAGUACAAGAACACCCCUGGCCCAGACAAAGACUAUGAUGUGCUCGUGCAUCGACUGACACCACAGAGGGUAGUGUUCCACUCGAUGUAUGCAAACCAACACGGGGAUGUUGUAAUUGACGCUAGGGUCCCAUCAACCACUGCCUUGAUAAUGGAACCAGGUUCCACGCCACACAUAUCAGUAGCUAGGGGCCCAGGGACUUCAUGGAGAGACUUAGGUUUAUUAGUGGCUAGAGGUAACAGGAUAACAAAAUGGACAGAUGACAAAAACGGUUGGCAAACUGGAGGCGGGUUAAAGCGCAAAACUCUAGGGUUUACUCUAGUGAUGACACCACGCGCCCACCUAGACGACCCUGAACAACAAUGAUGUAUGCUAAGUGAAGAGGCCUUAGAGGUCCUGAAAACGGUGCCGCCAUGCGUAUGGUCACAAGGAAAAUGUGAUGUAGGUCGCAUGGUGAACGCAAAACCUGUACACGUUAGACCAAAAACUAACUACAGACCUAACAUAAGACAAUACCCCUUAAAAGAGGAUGCAAAAGUUGGCAUCAAACCUGUAAUUGAAGAAAUGCUAAAAGCAGGGAUCCUGCGUGAGUGCCCUGAUGCAUCAUGCAAUACCCCCAUCUUCCCAGUAAAAAAGGCUGAUGGGCAGUCAUGGAGAAUGAUUCAAGACUUAAGAGCAGUAAAUGAUGCUGUACAAAGCACAGCCCCAACAGUACCAGAUCCACACACGUUAAUGAACGGCCUUAAGCCAAAUAUGGCAUGGUUCUCAGUGAUAGACUUGAGCAAUGCCUUUUUCUCCAUUCCUGUAGAAAAAGACUCACAAGGAUGGUUUGGGUUCACACAUGAAGGAACAAAAUACACAUACACCAGAUUACCUCAGGGGUAUGUGGAUAGCCCAACAAUCUUUUCACGAGAAAUAGCUAAUUGUUUGGCUACAUUACAGAUACCUGACACAUCGCAGAUUUUGGUAUAUGUAGAUGAUAUUCUUGUUGCGUCACCCACACAGGAAGAAAGCACAAAAGUCACACUACAAGUAUUGACACAUUUGGCCAAAACAGGAAACAAGGUUUCAAGACAGAAACUUCAGUUUGUGAAAGAGGAAGUGAUCUUUUUAGGCCACAAUUUAAACCGAGAAGGGAGACGCAUACACUCAGAGAGGAAACAGACGGUGUUAAACGAACCAAAGCCAACAACAAAAAAACAAAUGAUGCAAUUCCUUGGGCUGACUAACUAUUGCAGAGCAUGGAUUCCAGACUACGCAGGAAUGACUCAGCCCCUACUAGAUUGCAUAUACUCAGACAAUGACAUGAAAAUGUCCGGCAAGAUAGAAUGGACACAAGAGGCAGAAGCUGCAUUUGAAAGUACUAAACAGUGUCUCGUAGGGUCAUCAGUGUUAGCAUUACCAGACUAUGAAAAACCAUUUGUACAAACAGUUGACUGCAAAAAAGGGUUUAUGACAUCAGUAUUGGCACAAAAACACGGCACAAAACUAAGGCCUGUCGCUUACUACUCUAAAAGGUUAGACCCAGUAGCACAAGCAUUACCAGUAUGCGUACAAGCAGUAUGUGCGGCAGCAAUGGCGGUACAUUGUACAGCAGAAAUAGUUUUGUUCCACCCACUCACACUGAUGGUUCCACACGCAGUCACCAUGUUGUUACAUGACACCAAAAUGGCUUUCUUAUCACCUGCACGUUAUUUGGCACUGACAGCUACACUAAUGUCACAACCACACAUUGUGAUAAAAAGAUGUAAUAUCUUAAAUCCAGCCACAUUAAUACCUACAGCAGAAGAUGGAGAACCACACUGUUGUAAAGAAGAGACUGACAGAACAUGCAAACCAAGACCAGAUUUGAAAGACAUACAACUACUCAGUGGCGAAACAUGGUUUGUGGAUGGGUCCUGUUCUAAAUCUAUAACAGGCCAAAAUCAAACAGGGUUUGCAGUUGUAUCACACUCACAGGUCAUAAAAGCAGGCCGACUCCCCCACACAUAUUCUGCACAAGCAGCGGAAUUAGUAGCUCUUACAGAAGCAUGCAAAGCGGGGGUUGGAAAAGAUGUGACUAUGUGGACAGACAGCCAGUAUGCGCACUCAACAGUACAUAUAUUUGCAGCCCAAUGGGCCCGCAGGGGCAUGAAAACGUCAACAGGAAAACCAGUCACCCAUGCACAGCUGCUGACUGAUCUUUUAAAAGCGGUGUUGUUGCCGAAAAGCAUUGCGAUAUGCAAAUGCGCUGCGCACACCAGUGGGAAGGAUGCAGUAACACUUGGCAAUGCACACGCGGAUAAGGUAGCGAAGCUAGCAGCUAUGGGCGAAUAUGGGUUCCAUAUCCUCUUGCAGAAGGGGGAAAGUGUUUCACAACCAAUACCUCUUGUGAUAUUAAGGGAUAUGCAGAACAGCGCACCCGACAGAGAAAAGAAGAAAUGGUUGACAGAUGGUGCAACCACAGACCCUGAGGGAACAUUCAGAAUAAACAACAAGAUAGUACUCCCUGUUAGUCUCUACAAAACAGCAGCUCAUUUGAGUCAUGGGCCGUGCCAUGUCUCAACAGGAGGGAUGGUGACAAUAAUAAAUGAACACUUCCAUACAUACAACUACAUUACAUUUUCUAAAAACUUUUGUAGAGCCUGUGUAGUAUGUUGCAGACACAAUGCUCAAGGCAAUGAGCGACCACAGAGAGGAAAGUAGAAACAUGCAUGAGAAUCACGCCCACGGCAAAAGGGUUGUCUCCCUUUGAGAUCAUAACAGGAAGGCAAUUCAGAUUACCAAUCACAGACGAGGUGAGGGAGGAGGAUGAUGCUGAGGCAGAGACUAC
Messenger RNA from Gymnodraco acuticeps, 3559 nucleotides. RefSeq lists its product as uncharacterized. Lineage: Eukaryota; Metazoa; Chordata; Actinopteri; Perciformes; Bathydraconidae. Bases 1117 to 3432 code for a protein of 771 amino acids. The transcript has 2 exons. The record is from RefSeq and is a predicted model, not a curated record. Gene Ontology annotation, molecular function: RNA-DNA hybrid ribonuclease activity; nucleic acid binding.